AUGCGGGCUGCCUCGUCUCGCACCCGUCGCCGCGUCUUCGCAUCGCUCACGCCGGUUCUCCUCGUGACGGUUCUCCUCGUGCUCGCCACGUGUUCGCGCCUUUCCCUGCCACGUGUACACUUCUCGCUGCGCCUGGAAUGGCCCGAAGGCCGCCCACAUCACCACGUCAGCACCAGCCUUCCUGGGAGCGACCAUGCGGUGGCAGGCGCGAGUCAACAGAGUCAACGAAGUCAACGGAGGGCCCUCGCUGAGAAUUCGUCCGCCGUUCCGCCGCCGCCGCCUCCCGUGUGCGAGUGCCCCGCGUGCCCCGCCGGAGACAGUGGCCGCGGUGACAGUGGACCAGGGGGCGACGAUGCGAGGAGCGCUAGUGGAGGGGGGAGCAGUGGAGCGGAGGGUGGAGGCGAGGCGGUGGCAGAAGCGUGGGGCGAGAACCACGCGUUCCGAGUGCACCCGACGAGCAUCAGCCUGUUCGCCGUCGUCAGCACUUACCGCACUGGCGAGGCCAGGUGGGGUAAGGCGAGGCCAGGUGGCGCAAGCAAGCGUAAGAUGCCGGGUGUGGGGCAACAGGUGAGGCGCGGCCCUGGCUAUGCAGACGAGAUGAGAAUCUCUCAAGCACUCCUCAUCCCUCCGCGCCUCGCACGCUCAGGGGUGGCGGGCGACUCGCUGCUGGGCGCUCAGCUGCACCUCCCUCUCCCCCCUCCCCCCCUCCCCCUCUCCCCUCCCCCCUCUGCCCUCUCUCCUCUCCCCCUCUCCCCUCCCCCGCUCUCCCAUCCCAUGUGUGCUGAUGGGCAGCUUCAUGGUGGUGGGGAGUCGCUGCUGGCCGCCCAGCUGCACCCCCCGCUCCCCGCACUCCCCUCUCCCACCCCUUCCCUUUCCCCCCUCUCCCAUCCCAUGUGUGCUGCUGCUGCUCAGCUUCAUGGUGGUGGGUGA
Messenger RNA from Closterium sp. Naga37s-1, 930 nucleotides. Lineage: Eukaryota; Viridiplantae; Streptophyta; Zygnematophyceae; Desmidiales; Closteriaceae. The record is from the annotation of a GenBank genome assembly.